AUGACUUUGGAGCUCCUGUCAAUAAAAAUGAAGUCAGCUCAGUCAUCCAGGUGUUGGUGCUCUGUGGGGUUGGAACCUUGUUGCUUAUUGGCCUGUGUGCGGAUAUGGCCUCAAACAACUAUAUCCAACAAGCAACCCAGAGCUAUGGGGCCUACCCCACCUGGCCUGGGCAGGGCUAUUCCCAGCAGAGCCACCAACCCUGUGGUCAGCAGAGUUACAGUGGUUACAGCCAGUCAACAGUCACUGCAGGCUAUGGCCAGAGCAGCUAUGGUGGGUCUUAUGGACAGACUCAGAACACAGGCAGUUCCCCAGGGAUAUGGCUCCACUGGUGGCUGUGGCAGUAGCCAAAGUUCUCAAUCAUCUCAUGGACAAGAGUUCUCAUACCCUGGCUAUCUCCAGCAACUGGCUCCUAGCAGCACCUUAGGAAGUUAUGGUAGCAGUUCUUGGAGCAGUGGUUAUGGGUGGUCCCAGAGCAGGGGAUGUGGUCAGCCAUCUAGCUAUGGUGGACAGCAGCAAAGCUGUAAUCCCCCUCAGGGCUGUGGACAGCAGAACCAGUGCAACAGUGGCAGUGCAGGGGGUGGUGGCGGCAACUAUAGCCAAGACCGGUCCUCUGUGAGUGGUAGUACUGGUAGCAGUGGUUAUGGCAAUCAGGACCAGAGUGGUGGUGGCAGCUACAAAAUUAAAAAUAAAUAA
Molecule: messenger RNA, 693 nt
Organism: Mesoplodon densirostris (Blainville's beaked whale)
Lineage: Eukaryota; Metazoa; Chordata; Mammalia; Artiodactyla; Ziphiidae
Product: RNA-binding protein FUS-like
Exons: 1
Coding region: 1-693 (230 amino acids)
Source: RefSeq, a predicted model, not a curated record